This is a messenger RNA of Brassica oleracea var. oleracea, 1916 nucleotides long. RefSeq names its product ferrochelatase-2, chloroplastic. The record is from RefSeq and is a predicted model, not a curated record. Gene Ontology annotation, molecular function: protoporphyrin ferrochelatase activity. NCBI's taxonomy places the organism in Eukaryota, Viridiplantae, Streptophyta, Magnoliopsida, Brassicales, Brassicaceae. Bases 222 to 1709 code for a protein of 495 amino acids. The transcript is spliced from 10 exons. Gene Ontology annotation, biological process: heme biosynthetic process.
UCUGGUCGAGAAAAACUUAUCAGCCUUGUGUCGUCGACGCGUGUGGUCAUCCGUCCUCAAGCCAUUCAUUUUAUCAGAACUGUAUCACUGAAGGCAAAAAAAUCUGGAAAACAAGAGAACGCUGUCUUCCUUUCUCCCAGAGUGGAGGAGAACGAAACAAUCCAUGAGAAUCCAUUAGUUUGCUUUUCUACUUUCAAAUCCUUUCUUCAAGUUCAAUCGCAAUGAACUGCCCAGCCAUGAGUGCAUCUGCUUCGUCUUCCCGUUCCUACUCAACGUUUCGUCCUCGUCCACUGUUGCCACAAACGAGUCACGAUUCACAGAGAUCUGUGCUGCAGUACUCAAGAUCACCUAGUGAGGUGUUUGCUACUUCGCCACUCCGGCUGCUUGGGAAACAUUCGUUGCCUUUGAGAGCGGUGGUGACCUCAAAAAGCAUUUCAUCAUCCUCAGCGGUAGUCAGUGGUGAUGAGAAAAUAGGAGUGCUGUUAUUGAACCUUGGAGGCCCCGAGACUCUGGACGAUGUGCAACCCUUCUUGUUUAACCUCUUUGCAGACCCGGACAUUAUAAGAUUGCCGCCCUUGUUCCAGUUUCUUCAGAAGCCGUUGGCACAGUUCAUAUCCGUUGCAAGGGCACCUAAAAGCAAGGAAGGUUACGCGUCAAUUGGUGGUGGUUCUCCUCUUCGCCACAUCACUGAUGCACAGGCUGAAGAAUUAAGUAAAUGCCUUUCGGAAAAAAACGUCCCAGCAAAGGUAUAUGUUGGCAUGCGUUAUUGGCAUCCAUUCACUGAGGAAGCCAUUGAACAGAUAAAAACAGAUGGAAUUACAAAACUUGUUGUCCUACCACUCUAUCCCCAAUUUUCGAUAUCGACUAGUGGCUCAAGCCUAAGACUCUUGGAGAGAAUAUUCCGAGAGGACGAGUAUCUUGUGAACAUGCAGCAUACUGUUAUACCAUCAUGGUAUCAGCGGGAGGGAUAUAUAAAGGCAAUGGCAAACUUAAUCCAAAACGAGCUGGGAAAAUUUGAUUUCCCUAGUCAGGUUGUAAUAUUUUUCAGUGCACAUGGCGUGCCUCUUGCAUAUGUUGAAGAAGCUGGUGAUCCGUACAAGGCAGAGAUGGAAGAAUGCGUCGAUCUGAUAAUGGAAGAAUUAGACAAGAGAAGUAUAACCAACGCUUACACGCUCGCUUAUCAGAGCAGAGUUGGACCUGUGGAAUGGCUGAAACCAUACACGGAGGAAGCCAUCACUGAACUUGGUAAAAAAGGUGUUGAAAAUCUUCUGGCUGUACCCAUAAGCUUUGUGAGCGAGCACAUUGAAACUCUGGAAGAGAUAGAUGUUGAGUAUAAAGAGUUGGCUUUGAAAUCUGGUAUCAAAAAUUGGGGCCGAGUGCCUGCGCUAGGAACAGAGCCUCUGUUUAUAUCUGACUUAGCAGAUGCUGUUGUGGAAAGUCUUCCAUAUGUUGGAGCUAUGGCAGUCUCAAACCUUGAAGCUCGACAGUCGUUAGUACCGCUGGGGAGUGUUGAAGAACUAUUGGCGACGUAUGAUUCACAGAGGAGGGAAUUGCCAGCUCCAGUGACGAUGUGGGAAUGGGGAUGGACCCGAAGUGCAGAAACAUGGAACGGAAGAGCAGCAAUGUUGGCAGUGCUCGCACUCUUGGUUCUAGAAGUAACCACCGGAAAAGGGUUUCUGCAUCAGUGGGGCAUUCUGCCUUCAUCUUAGUAAAGAACAGACAAUCUUCUUAUCUAUUACAAAGCUAUCCAAGAGUCUAAGACUGUGAUUUCACUUGCGGAAUAAGACCUGCUGUGUUAUUAAAACUCUCUUUUUCUGUCUUAAAAUGUUGACGUUAAGUACUUGAUAUCUUCAUAAGAUCUUUGCAGAUAAGCAGAUUUGUUGAAUUUGUCUAAUAAUUACGACAUUAAGGGCAUC